GGUGGGGACUGGAGCAACAGACUUUGCCAACGGACCGGCUGGAGGAGACAACUUUUGGGCGCUGGACUGGAAAGGUCGGAACCGUGCCAAAAAGGGAUCCUGGCCACGGGCGAGUCUUGCCGCCGCGCGUCUGGGGCUGCCCGAGUGCGGGCGGCGCGGGAGCCGCGGGUGCAGCGUCCUUCCACUCACGCCCCCGCGGCGCCGGGCUCAGGGGCCGCUCUCGCCCGGCUCCUGCCCCUCGCCAGCAGGGUCGGGGUCGUAGCAGUCCUUCCCACGCUCCUGAAGCCCACAUUUCUUCAUUUGACCCUCCUGCCUAAUUUGGAGCCAGCCUCCAGGAUCUUCCGGCCAAUCAAAAGACCACACAUUGUUGCCUAAGAGACCCUGGAUGCCAGCGACAGGAUUUACAAAUAGUGAUUGGACUGCUUGGAAGCAGGGAGGGGCUGGAAGGAGUCACAGAGAAGGCUGACCUAGUGCAGCUAUGGCAACAACAGCGCCGGAGACUUGAAGAGGAAGACACUAAAAGAGGUGUGGUCUUCCUUACGAAGGAAAACUUUGCUAUUUCAUGAUGCCAUUGGCACCUCCAAAAAGCAUCAAUGGCUACAAAAUGCAGACAAAGAUGAGUACCUGGACACCCCUGAAUCAUCAACUUUUGAAUAACCAGGUAUUUGAAGAAAGAAGAGUUCUGCUAGGAAAAUGGUUUGACAAGUGGACAGACUCUCAAAGGAGAAGAAUCCUCACAGGCUUGUUGGAGCGCUGCUCCCUGUCACAGCAGAAAUUCUGCUGUCGAAAGCUGCAGGAAAAAAUCCCAGCAGAAGCUCUGGAUUUUACCACCAAGCUUCCAAGGGUGUUAUCUUUAUACAUCUUUUCUUUCCUGGACCCCCGAAGCCUUUGUCGCUGUGCACAGGUGAGCUGGCAUUGGAAGAAUUUGGCUGAGCUGGACCAGAUCUGGAUGCUCAAAUGCUUACGCUUUAACUGGUGCAUCAAUUUCUCCCCAACUCCCUUUGAGCAGGGCAUAUGGAAAAAGCACUACAUUCAAAUGGUGAAAGAACUUCAUAUUACCAAGCCAAAAACACCUCCAAAAGAUGGAUUUGUAAUUGCUGAUGUUAAACCAGUUACAAGCAGUUCUUCAGAGGAAAAACAGUCACCUUCAUCAGCUUUUAGGUCCUCUUCAAGAAAGAAGAAUGCAGGGGAAAAAGAACUCCCACCUUGGCGAUCUUCUGAUAAGCAUCCGACUGAUAUCAUUCGUUUCAAUUACCUUGACAACUGUGAACCCAUGGAGCGCAUCUGGCAAGGAAGGAGGAAAAGAAAUGAAAUGAUCCCAGAAUUCAGCCGACAGUCACAUGAUAAGAAAAAUAAAUUACAGGACAGAGCCAGGCUAAAAACAGCACAGUCACUGACAUCCCUAAGUUCCAGCUCUCCUCUCACAAUUCCAGCUCAUCUCGCCUGGCCUUCCUGCGUGUCACUGGGACCCUCGGCCCCCAGAACAGCAAGCCCAUUUCUCCGGCAGCAGCUUCAGAAGUGCCCUGGGUCGCAGUCCCCACCCAGCCAGGCUCCAGAGCUGACACCGGUUUAGAACUGGAACAGGACUUGGACGGAGACAAUUGGAUGUUCCCCGGGCUGCCAAGCCACCUUUCCCCGGCCCCUCUUUCAGUAAUGCUGCCAGCGUGAUACCUGCUUGUGAAAGUGAGCCCGACUACAGCAAAAAGAUUUCAGGCCAUAAAUCUCGACACACUGUUUUUAAAGCAUGGUUCUU
Molecule: messenger RNA, 1753 nt
Organism: Ochotona princeps (American pika)
Lineage: Eukaryota; Metazoa; Chordata; Mammalia; Lagomorpha; Ochotonidae
Gene: FBXO16
Product: F-box protein 16
Exons: 9
Coding region: 563-1573 (336 amino acids)
Molecular function (GO): protein binding
Source: RefSeq, a predicted model, not a curated record